Maniola jurtina (meadow brown) is the source of this 876-nucleotide messenger RNA. RefSeq names its product NADH dehydrogenase [ubiquinone] flavoprotein 2, mitochondrial-like. Lineage: Eukaryota; Metazoa; Arthropoda; Insecta; Lepidoptera; Nymphalidae. Bases 91 to 849 code for a protein of 252 amino acids. Gene Ontology annotation, biological process: mitochondrial electron transport, NADH to ubiquinone. The record is from RefSeq and is a predicted model, not a curated record. Gene Ontology annotation, molecular function: NADH dehydrogenase activity. The transcript is spliced from 6 exons.
UGGGAAUAAUAAAGCAGCAAGAGCAAUAAUUCGAAACUUGUUCGAAACUAAGAUUGCAAAAGAAAUAGAAAUAUUAAAAUUAUUUAAAAAAUGCUCAGAAUAUUGAACAAAAUUAAGAUUUCACGGAUACAAAGAAAUAUUUCAACUUCAAGUAGUCUUUGCAGCGAGGAAUUAAAUGUCCAUAGAGAUAGCAAGGAUAACAAUCCUUCAACACCCUUCGAGUUCUCCGAGGCGAACCUAAAAAGACUGUCUGCAAUAAUCGAAAAUUAUCCAGAAGGUGCUCAACGGUCGGCAUUAUCUGCCGCAAUAGACAUUGCUCAGAGACAGAUUGGAUGGCUGCCUAUAUCGGCUAUGCACAAAAUUGCUGAGCUUCUCAGUAUACCAAGAAUGAGGGUUUACGAGUGGGCUACGUUUUACACUAUGGCUAAAAGGAAAUUCAGGGGAAAGUUUAAUGUCAAAGUUUGCGUCACCACGCCUUGCAUGCUCCGAGGCUCUGACUGCAUCCUCCAGGUGGUAGAGGAGGAGACAUGUUGCACAACUGGCAACGUGUCCGAAGACGGCUUGUUUGGCGUGGACAUCGUGCAGUGCCAGGGUGCCUGCGUCAAUGCACCUGUCAUUGUUGUGAAUGAUGAUUAUUACGAAGAUGUGAGUGUUACAGAUGUGCAAAAUAUCAUCCAAUGCUUAAGAUGUGGUCAAAUACCUCAAUGGGGUCCUCUAUCUGGAAGGUUUGCGUCUGAGCCUAUAACGGGGCUAACAACUUUGCUAACGCCUCCUCCAGGGCCCGGGUUUGGCAUCCAAGAAGCCCUAUUAACUCCACCAACGAAUCCUGGCAAGCCCUGUGCACCGUAGUAAAAAAAAAAUUGAUUGUUGCAGUUU